Xenopus laevis (African clawed frog) is the source of this 328-nucleotide messenger RNA. RefSeq names its product TCR VDJ BV7 BJ7. The record is from RefSeq and is marked provisional. Lineage: Eukaryota; Metazoa; Chordata; Amphibia; Anura; Pipidae.
UUUGUGAUCAUUAUGGGGGCUCUCGCUCUCCCAUGUCAGAGUAAUAUGGAGAGUGUGUUUCAGGAGCACAAGUUGAUAGUGGUCCCUGCUGGGGGGCCAGUGGACCUUUACUGUAAACAUAAUCACAGCAACUCCAUGGCAAUGCUCUGGUAUCAGCAGAAGACUGGGCAGGGGCUGAAGCUCAUGGUCUAUUCCUCAGGUCCUAAUUCUGGGGAAAUGGAAGAAGGAUUUCAGUCCUGGACACUGAACAGACCUGAUAUUUUCACUUUCAACCUGAGCCUGAAGGCUGCAGGGAGUAGUGACUCAGCUGAGUAUUUCUGUCUGCCAG